Messenger RNA from Linum tenue, 666 nucleotides. The record is from the annotation of a GenBank genome assembly. Lineage: Eukaryota; Viridiplantae; Streptophyta; Magnoliopsida; Malpighiales; Linaceae.
AUGUGUGUCCUCUCUAAGUUGUGCAAAGACGUCAUCGCCAAAUUCAUCCACCAGGACUUCCAUGGAGUCGUUGCCAAGAUGUCAGUCCUCGAUGCUUUCUGCUUCUUGAUUGUGCACUCCGUGGACAAGAAGAACCUAUGGCACAAGCUGCCGGUGAUUUUGGGUCUGGCUUACCUGGCCAUUCGUCGCCACCUUCACCAAGUCCACAACUUACUCAAUGUCGGUGGACAGCUCCCCGGCGACGGUUUCGACCCGGCUGAUUAUCCUCACAGGACGGAAGACGGGAGGUUUAAUGAUCCCUUCAAUGGAGUUGCAGGCGGUCAGAACACUUUCUUUGGUAGAAACAUGAUGCCAUCUGCCGAAGACAAGGUGGUAACGCCACAUCCUGCCUUAGUGGCUACGAAGCUGCUAGCAAGGAAGUCUGGUGAGAAGUACAAGGAUACAGGGAAGCAGUUCAACAUGGUUGCGGCUUCUUGGAUUCAGUUCAUGAUCCACGACUGGGUUGACCAUCUCGAGGAUACCAAGCAGAUAGAACUGACUGCACCAAAAGAGAUCGCAGGACAGUGUCCUCUUAGUUCAUUCAAGUUCUAUGCCACCAAGGAACUUCCAACUGGCUCCAAUGACAUCCAGACUGGCACACUCAAUAGGCGCACAUCUUGGUGGUAA